AUGCCUGUCCCCGUCGAAGGGCCGCGUCCCAUGGCGACCCCCAAGACCUCCAAGAUUGCUAGUGGGUCUGCGGAGGAAGCCCCUCCGUCUGCGUCUCCAGCGCCAGACGCAAAAAUCCGCAAACUUCGAAAGCGGAAAGGAAAGGAACCCGAGGAUGUCGAUCCUCCGGCGGACAUCUCGCAGCCUGUGGAGGACAAGUCGUGGACAUGGAAGCCUUUGACGGAGUCCUCGGCGAGCAGAGUAGCACCGGUGUUUACGAAGGACGGGCGAUACUUUUUCUCGGUGGUAGAGUCCUCCGUCAAGAUAUACUCUGUUGCGACGGGUCGUGUGGUUUCCACCCUUGCGGCGCCCCCUCCCUCUGAAUCUGCAACGACGGGAGGCCCGUCGCGUCCUGCAGCUGUUACCGCGGCGAUCCUCAACCCCCAUAAUCCUUUCCAGCUUAUAACUGGCUCCGCAGAUGGACUCGUCAGAUUCUGGGAUUUUCUGGACGCGAUCGUACUACGCACCUUGAAGCUUCCAUAUGUGAUCAUGCAUCUCGCUGCUCACGAAAAGUUCAAGGAUCACAUUUUCGCUGCUGUUGCUUCAGGCACCAAGAAGAAGACUCACAAAUCGAAGAAAGAUUCCGCGGUUGACAAUGCCUAUGUGCUUCAAGUCUCCUUUCAACCUACCGAUGCAUCGGCCAGUCUAGCGGUCCAAGUGCCUUCCGACAUCUACCAGAUUGGAAGGGCACGCGGCCCAACGGGUCUUGGUUUCUCGCCAAGCGGCGCAUGGCUUGUAGCGACCGGCGGGCACAAAGCUUAUGUCUGUCCUACUUCGGACUUUAAGGCAGGCUUCACCAAGUUCGUGUCGCCGCAAGCAUUGACGUGCCUCGCAUUCCACCCCUCCGAAGAGUACUUCGCCACUGGUGAUGCUAUCGGGUGCAUUCGGUUAUGGUACUGUCUCAAUUCUAAUCUGCCGAAAACCUACGGCGUAGAAAAGAAGGCGCAGACCACGACGAUGCACUGGCAUGCCCAUGCGGUAUCCUCCAUCGCAUUCACUGCAAAUGGAGCAUACCUUGUAAGCGGCGGAGAGGAGGCCGUUUUAGUCAUCUGGCAAUUGCAUUCUGGUCAACGGGAAUACAUCCCACGAGUGGGUGCCCCCAUCGCGCAUGUCUCUGUCUCGAAGGCGGCAGAUGGAGAGGAAGAAUAUCUGCUCAGCUUGGUAGAUGCCUCGUUCGCAUUCGUACGCUCGGGAACGCUUAGCAUAUCACGAACGAUCUCGCGAGUGAAGCUAGAUCCGGCAACCUCCCAAAAUCAACCCUCGGCGUCUAGUCCUGCUCCGCUUGCUGUCCACUUCCUUACUUCCGCGCUGAUCCUUCCGUCGUCACAUGGUUCGACUUUGCAGGCGUUCUCACCCUCUUCUGCCAAACUUCUCUACGAGCUAGAGGUCACUCCAUCGAACAGAGUAUCGAGGCGAGACGAGAAAGCGUUAGAGCAGCCUCGUGUGCAACAUGCUGUCAUCGACGAGCUGGGUGAAUGGUUAGUGACGAUCGACUGGCGAGAGUCUGAUGAAACCUUCCGCGCGGAGUCCCAUAUGAAAAUUUGGCGAUGGCAUCAAAAAUCUGCAACCUGGACUCUCAACACAAGGGUUGACCGUCCGCACGGCCUCCACAGAGUAACUGCAGUAGCCUUUCGCCCUGUAUCAAAGGGUACAGAAUCUAUCUUUGUAACCACUGGAGAGGACGGGAACAUCAAGUCUUGGAGGGUGCAAUCGACGACACAAAAAUCAGGAGAAACUGAUAACUUCUGGGUCAGCCGGUGCACACUCAGUUCUCGUUCUGGGACCCCUUCACAUGUCUCAUGGUCAACAGACGGCUCGCUGUUCGCCGUCUCCAUGGGCCCUCACGUCGCGAUUUAUGAUGGCCAAACUAAUAUCCUGUGUCAAGUUCUAACAAGUCCAGAGUGUCCAUUGGUAGCGUCCGCUCACUUUGUUGGCUCGAGCGGUCGCUAUGUUGCUGUCGUCGGUCCUAGAGAUUUGAUACUCUGGGACUUACUCUCGCAUUCUGUGCGGUGGCAAUUCCAGAGUUCGUUGUCCAUAGAUCGGCUCGUUGCUCACCCUAGAGAAGAGUCAUUCUCGCUCUUCGAGCGGCUCGCCACUCAGGGAACUCCCUCCACAAGAGUGUUGGUUUUCCACCCGUCGUCGUCUUUGCCAGUUGCCUCAUGGACGGUCCCAUUCCAUCUCCGCAAUGUCGUCUCUCACGCCUCACUCGACCGUCUAUCAGCCAAUCCAUUAUCUUUCACCCUCGUCGGCAUAACCGAUACAUGGAGUGUCGUCGUCUUUGGCGAUGAUGUAUGCCUACCCCAAGAGGAUGGUUCUACUGCCAGAGGUAUCGGCACCGAUGGGGCUCCAGGAAAAAGGACAUUAUUCCAGGACAUCUUCGGGAAAUCGGCGUUCGCCGGCUUGACGAAUGUGCCCGCCUCCUCAUCAGUCACACUCGCUUCGGCGCAGCCCUGGAGCGGUCGCGAAGUGGCUGAGGUUUUCGACGCUCCGACAUACCUCAUGCCGCCGCUUGGUUCAUUAUUCGACAACCUGCUAGAUGGGUUCUUGACGCCUCGGCUCAGUAGUGAUGUACCCAACAGCCCAACUGCAGUGGAGCAUGUGGACGAAGACGUAGACAUGGCCGAUGAAGGCGACGACGAGCCAUUCACGGUUGAUACUCGAAUAGAACGGGUCGUAAACAAGCAAGAGAUGGAAUCCUUUAUUGGGCUGUUCAAAAACUAUGGCAUCUCAGCACCAACGCAAAUGCCCACGCAGCCCAAUGGCGUUUCAAAAACAAACGGUAUGCGCAAUCCCACAGUCAACGGUCACGCACAUACCCCAUCAUCUACACCCAAUCCCCCGAAUGCGAAGACUGUCGCACAAAAAGCCGAGAUGCCUGGCCCGACCUCUGUUGAACUUGCGCCCUCACCAAUGUCCGUGAACGGUAGGAAGCGGAAACAAUCAGCAGUAUAA
Postia placenta MAD-698-R-SB12 is the source of this 2991-nucleotide messenger RNA. RefSeq lists its product as hypothetical. Gene Ontology annotation, cellular component: nucleolus. The transcript is spliced from 7 exons. Gene Ontology annotation, molecular function: protein binding; RNA binding. The record is from RefSeq and is a predicted model, not a curated record. Gene Ontology annotation, biological process: positive regulation of rRNA processing; positive regulation of transcription by RNA polymerase I. Bases 1 to 2991 code for a protein of 996 amino acids. Lineage: Eukaryota; Fungi; Basidiomycota; Agaricomycetes; Polyporales; Adustoporiaceae.